Salvia splendens (bonfire salvia) is the source of this 783-nucleotide messenger RNA. RefSeq lists its product as uncharacterized. The record is from RefSeq and is a predicted model, not a curated record. Lineage: Eukaryota; Viridiplantae; Streptophyta; Magnoliopsida; Lamiales; Lamiaceae. The coding region runs from base 1 to 690 and encodes 229 amino acids. The transcript is spliced from 3 exons.
AUGACAAUCUACCCCCCAUAUGCACCCUACUGUCUCAAAUUCUUACGCCCUCCCUGCUUAAUUCAAAUUGACAGUAAGAACACCAAGCAACAAACUCUCUUUCUCUCACAGUUUCGUUCAAAGCUCUUCAAAGAACACACCCAGAUUUUCUCAAAUUUGCAACACUCAGAAUUGGGGAUUUACAGAAGCGCACACACAAAAUCCCUCUCCCUUUUCCUCGCGCACCUUUCUUCCCCAACUCUCAUCUCUGUCUCUCGCUUUCUCUCACAAAAAGGAAGAAAACAAGAUCCCCAAAUUUUCGUCGCCUCUUCUGAUUCUCUCCAUGCCGCCGGCCACUGCUCGCCGGGAGGGAACGGUGCUGCUGUCACCGUGCCUGGAAGACGCUGCUGUCGCCGCCGGGAAGAGCUGCUGCUGGCCGCGUCCACGCCGUCGCUCAGCGCCAUCGCCGUCUGCAGUCGCCACGGGUCUGCUCGCUGUUCGAACAUCCCCGAAACGACACCGCGCAGCCCCGAAACCAACCCGAACCACCCCACAAAGAUUUAUUUCAGAUUCCAUGAGAUGCACAAGAAUGGAAUAGGAAUGAGGUGGAAGAAGUGUAUACCCGCUGUUGGUGAAAGGUUUUGGCUGGCAAAGAUUGUGUUGUCAACCCUCCUUGAACUUGAUCCGAUGGUAAUUGAUUUGAGGGAUUGAUUGGGUAUAUAUAGGCAAAACUGAUAGAUAUUGAUAGAUUUGGUGGUUGGAGAGAUUUUAGGGAAGAUGAAGAUAUGUGGAAAUCGUUUAUUG